AAUUUUUUAUUUUUAUUAAUCAACAGUAAAAAAAUGUUAAUGUUCGUAAAAUUUUCAAAAUACAUCAUCUACACACUGAAUAAAGGAACGGCAUAUGUAAAAAUGCUGUAUGCCUAUCUUCUAUGAAUUUCCAAAAUUUUUCCUUUCACUCUUCCGUUGAACAAAUUGUAUUUAAAAUUUAUCACGAUAAACAUCAAAAUUGACAAAAAAAAAAUAAUUCACCAGUGUGAUCACAGACCAUUUUCUCGAUCGUAAUUGGAUCAUUAUUGAACAGAGGUGAUAACACAGAUCAUGACUGCACAAUGUCUAUUAUCGAAUACAAAAAUAUUUAAACAUAAAUUAGGCUGAAAAUGUAUAGUUAUGUUUGAGAAUAACGAUAUUUUGAUUUUGUACAGUCAUCGACAAGUUGUAAAAAUUUUCUCCGGCAUUCUUUCAGAAUUUUUUCAGUAUGCUUUAAACGGAAAAAAUGGUAAAAACAACUGCAAUACGUUGCAUAUGCACAACAUGAACACCACGAACGGUAUAAUUUGAUACUUAUUCACUUCAUUUAUUUUAUCGGAAUGUCCAGUUACAUUCUCGUUUUUUUACUUGGUCGACUAACUCUUGUUAGUAAGAAUGAAAGCAUGAAAGAAAUUAUACAAUAGAUAAUAAGUGCUUCAUUCGUAUGGUUUAUUAUUAAAUGCAUGUAUGCGCGUUUGAUGCGUAUAUUUAUUUUGUAAUGGCAGAUGAAGAUAGAAAUAUGGCUUGUGACGUCGUACAACUACAUAAAAAUAGCAACGAAAAUAUAAAAAAUAGUAAUAAUAACAUAGAUAAUAUAGAGCAAAUUAAUGAAGAAGAGUUUAAGGCAAUUAAUGAACAAUUAGAUCAACUGAAUUUGGUAUUGGACAGUUUAGAAUCAAAAAAUGACAAUAUCCAUGCUGAAUUGAUCAAGCUGUUAAAAUCAAAUAGAGAAACUAGGAAACAAUUUCAAGAAACUCAAGAGAACAAACAUCAACAAGAAGGCGAAGCUUAAUGAAGCUUAAUGAUUAUUAAUAUUAAAAUCUUAUUAUUUAAAUAGUAAUGAUAGAAUCUUUAAAUGAAUCUAUAAUUUCAUGUAUAAUUUAAAUAAUGUAAGUAAACUAUAAACAACAGCUUGUUAUUAAAACAGAAUGAUAAAUUAUAUCAAUAAAUAUACCUU
This is a messenger RNA of Ceratosolen solmsi marchali, 1177 nucleotides long. Its product is annotated as UPF0184 protein C9orf16 homolog. The transcript is spliced from 3 exons. The coding region runs from base 680 to 1012 and encodes 110 amino acids. NCBI's taxonomy places the organism in Eukaryota, Metazoa, Arthropoda, Insecta, Hymenoptera, Agaonidae. The record is from RefSeq and is a predicted model, not a curated record.